AUGGCGAUUCACUGGAGACGGACGGACCUAAUUAAAAGUUUCAAGGAUCCGCUGUCACAUCUGACGGUGGAGCAGACAGGGAGAUGCGUGGCUAGGAAGAUGAUUCGGUCGGGCAACUUGACAACUCUGUUUCUUGCGACUGACACGAAUGAUGAGGAGGUGAACGAACUUGAGAAGAUCAUGCGUAUCUACAUUCCGAACCUGAGGCUGGUUCGGCAGCCGACAUUCCUGACAGGCGAGGACUGGGCGGCGGUGCUUGCUCAGGCCCAUUUCACCCACAUGUUCACUGUACAAGCUAUGCUUGAUAAGGUGAUAUGCGCUAUGGCAGAUGUGUUUUCAGGUACAGAUGCAUCGUCGUUCUCAUUGGAUAUUACCAGGAUUCGAGCAGGGCUUAGGUUUCAAGUAUGUGAUGAUACACCCAUUUGUCAGGGGCAAGCUCUUGUUGCAGACGAUGCUCGGACAACCGAGGGAGGAAAGAGCGAGGGUGGAGGGAAGGGCCCGGAAGGCACAAGCACGGAAGGAGGGAGUGGGGGAGUGCAAGCUGGUCAAGAAGGAAGCACUGUGACGGCGGGUGAAGUGGGUGCCACUAACCGACCCAUCAGAACCGACUGGGUGAAGCCAGUGAGUAAGGAGGAGAAGGAUGAGGCGGCCAGGCGGAAAGUAGCAGCAGGGGUGUGUGACAAGGCUCAGAACUAUGGCAAGCUGUAUGGGAUGGGACCUAUUGCUUGGGAGCCACAGCCUGGCAAAUACGUGCUCAUGGACUGCUACAGGAACCAGAUGAGCAACCGAGUGCGGUGCAUGAACAAGUACCUGCUAGCAGCAGGUUAUCUGAACCGCACGCUCGUCGUCCCUCUGCAUGCCGACGAGAUCAGCCGUAACUACGAGCGCCGCGCAUACUUCGAUCUCAACCACACACGCCGCUGCUACGGCCCUCGCACUGUCAUCUCACGGGAUGAGUUACUAGAGCUGGAAAAGGGCGCGGGGGGGAGCGAUACGCACAUGCCGAACUACACCAGCAUCGGCUUCUCGCCGAACCUGACGUGGACGUCCGGGGGAUUCCUGUCCAGCCAUGCGGUCAACAUCACCGAUUUCCGAUUGGUGGAUUCCAUGCUUCGGCCCGAGGCUCGGCUAAUCACGUUCGACGACCUAGGUUCGGCAAUUCUGGAUGCUUCCAUGCAAGCGAAUGGAUCACGAAUGAACAAUCUCGAGCUUCCGUUUAUUCGUUCCCCGGGCUGCCCGAACCCUCUGGCCAUCCAACCGCAUCCUGCGAUUUUAGAAGCUGCCGACGCGUUUGUGAGGACGAAAGUUUUGCAGGGGCUGCCCCGGGAAUGGGAAGUGAAAAAUGGCAGCAGCAACAGCAGCAGUGGUGAAGGCGAGGGUGGUAGAUUAGCGUUUGGACGGUACAUGGCGGUUCACUGGAGACGGACGGACCUGAUAAAAAACUACGCACAUCUGACGGUGGAGCAGACAGGAAGCUGUGUGGCGAGGAAGAUGAUUCGUUCGGGCAACUUGACGACUCUGUUCCUUGCUACCGACACAAACGACGAGGAGGUGAAGCAGCUGGAGCAAGUUAUCCGUGCCUCCAUCCCGAACCUGAGAUUGGUUCGGCAGCCGACGAGCCUGGCAGGCGAGGGCUGGGCGGCAGUGCUUGCUCAGGCCCAUUUCACCCACAUGACUACAGUACAAGCCGUACUCGAUAAGGCGAUAUGCGUUAUGGCGGAUGUGUUUCUGGGGACUGAUGCAUCGUCUUUUACAGCUGAUAUUAACAGGAUUAGAGCAGGGCUUCGGUAUCAAGAAUGCGACGAUACUUCCAUCUGUCAUGGGCUACCGGUGGUGGGAAACAGGUGA
Molecule: messenger RNA, 1848 nt
Organism: Closterium sp. Yama58-4
Lineage: Eukaryota; Viridiplantae; Streptophyta; Zygnematophyceae; Desmidiales; Closteriaceae
Source: the annotation of a GenBank genome assembly